AAUUUUAAAUUAAAUAAAAUUUUUUGAAAAUUAUUAUCACAAACUUUUGAAUGUUUUUUUAGAAUUUGUUUUAAUUUUUAAGUGAUAAGUUGAAUAAUAAGUUAUCAAAUGCGCUUCAAGGUAUCGACUAAACAACAAUAAUGGUGGAAGUUUCCGCAAAAAUGAAUUCAUUUUGUGAUGGCUGAAGUUUGGUGAUUGGUUUUUUAAUAAUUUAAAAUUUUUAUUGUCAAUUUCAAGUGAGAUAAAUUAAAAAAUAAAAAUGGGAAAGUAUACAGGAAAAAAAUGUCGUUUAUUAACGAUGUUAUGGCUGACAGCAUUUUUCUUCCUAGUGGAAAUAAUAGUUGGGUAUGUUACUAAUUCAAUGGCGUUAAUAGCCGAUAGUUUUCAUAUGUUAUCAGAUGUGGCAGCGUUAGUGGUUGCGUUUCUUUCUGUCAAGAUGUCGCCAAAAAAAUGGUCGAAAAACACAUUCGGUUGGGCGCGAGCAGAAGUACUUGGCGCGCUAGUUAACGCCGUAUUCUUAGUUGCCUUAUGCUUUAGUAUAACUGUUGAAGCCUGUAAGAGAUUUAUCGAGGUCGAGGAGAUCCAUGAAGCUAAACUCCUGGUGAUAGUCGGAGCUCUGGGGUUGUUUGUCAACCUCAUAGGAUUGUGUCUUUUCCAUGAACACGGAAACAUGCAUGGACACUCUCAUGGAAUUUCUAGAAGUCACAACCGACUGAGCACCCUCGUUGGCACCGAUGACAAUGACAAUGAUCAUGACAAUGACACGACGACGAGCACCGCGUAUCGUCCCGCUAGUCCGGUGAAAAAGGUCCACCAUGGACAUAGCCAUGAUGCCAGUCAGAUGAACAUGAGGGGCGUAUUUCUUCAUGUACUUUCAGAUGCACUUGGCUCGGUUAUUGUAAUUGUUUCUGCGUUGAUUGUUUGGCUGACUAAGUGGGAGUACAGAUUCUACAUCGAUCCAGCUCUAUCACUGCUAUUAGUUUUACUAAUUCUCCGAUCAGUGUGGCCGCUACUUCAAGAAUCAGCGUUGAUUCUCCUCCAAACAGUCCCGACACACAUUCAAGUAGAAGCUAUCCAGCAACGAUUACUGGAAAAUGUAGAUGGUGUUUUGGCAGUUCACGAGUUCCAUGUAUGGCAAUUGGCUGGUGAUCGAAUUAUUGCAUCAGCUCACAUCAGAUGUCGUAAUUUAUCUGAGUACAUGAAAAUCGCUGAACAGGUCAAAGAAUUCUUCCAUAAUGAGGGCAUACAUUCUACUACUAUCCAACCUGAGUUUAUUGAGUAUCACUCGAAUAGUGAAGUCAAAGAAACUCCUACUGAAGACUGCGUAUUAGAUUGUCCUAAAACUGACAAACCGUGCAAUCAAGCAACCUGUUGUGGUCCUUCUAAGCAGGGACGUGAAACACCAUCACCAGGUGAAACACCAUAUAUGUGCCGACAGCGGAACAGUUUAGCACGAUCAAACAUAGCAAUAAGCGGAAUAGGCAUUAACGCUUCAUCAAAUGGCGGUCAAGAGCAUCAAGAAGUUAACGAGAUGGAACGUGGUUACCUACUGUCUCAAUUCCGUCCAACUGCACCAGAUAAUCCGCAAGUUUGAAUCCGGCUGAUUCUAUCCCUGAUUUAUUAAUUAUUAAUUUAAUUAAUUAAUCAUUAAUUUAAUAGAACAAUUUAUAAUUAUUAUUUAUAAUUAAUCACUAUCUUAAGUUUUAUAGUGCCGGGUAUUCAAAUCAAACUGCUGCUGUAUUAUAAUAAUAAUGUCAAGUAUGGUAAUCCUUAGUGACUAUACUAUUAUUAUUAUUAUAGAUUUAUUAGAGUAAUUAAAUGGAUAAAAUUUUUUACUAUAAGUGCUCAUUUUUGAAUGAAUUUUUAAUAACCGUACAAAUUUAUCGGAUGUUGCAAUUCAUUUUGUGAAUUUUUUUUAUGUAAAUACAAGACUUAAUAAAUCAAUUUUAAAAGUU
Messenger RNA from Cotesia glomerata, 1955 nucleotides. RefSeq names its product zinc transporter 1 (gene ZnT63C). The transcript is spliced from 8 exons. Lineage: Eukaryota; Metazoa; Arthropoda; Insecta; Hymenoptera; Braconidae. Gene Ontology annotation, biological process: zinc ion transmembrane transport; detoxification of zinc ion; intracellular zinc ion homeostasis. Bases 260 to 1594 code for a protein of 444 amino acids. Gene Ontology annotation, cellular component: membrane. Gene Ontology annotation, molecular function: zinc ion transmembrane transporter activity. The record is from RefSeq and is a predicted model, not a curated record.